AUGAAAGAAAGUACCACAAUCGUGUUUGAAAGUGUCCAGCGCGGCUUCAUUGGCCUCCUCCAACGUGGUGAAGGGUUCUAUCCUCAAGUUAACGAACAGGGUGGUGAACUCUCUCCGGCGUACUGUACGGGUCAACGUAAAGACGCGCUCUCUGUGGUUUUCUUGGAGAAGGUCUUCUCAGGCGUGGGCCUCAUCGACCAGGUCGAGGAGCUCUUGGGGGUAUUCGGGUUCCUGGGAUAUUGUGCUUAG
Molecule: messenger RNA, 249 nt
Organism: Penicillium subrubescens
Lineage: Eukaryota; Fungi; Ascomycota; Eurotiomycetes; Eurotiales; Aspergillaceae
Exons: 1
Coding region: 1-249 (82 amino acids)
Source: RefSeq, a predicted model, not a curated record